Medioppia subpectinata is the source of this 1485-nucleotide messenger RNA. The record is from the annotation of a GenBank genome assembly. Lineage: Eukaryota; Metazoa; Arthropoda; Arachnida; Sarcoptiformes; Oppiidae.
AUGGGUGACAUUAAUAUUGAGUUCCGGCCGACAAUAGGCUAUAUUGGGGGCCGAAUGGGUCCACUGGCGGCCCUCUCGCCCCUACACCCCCUCUCAUCCAUUGCCAGUUCAUUGACAUCCCAUUUAUCGAAAACUAAUCGCCAGUCGAGUCCCAGUCAAAGCCAGAGCCAAAACUUGAAACAAAACUCGCAAACUCUGUGGAACUUAUUAACAUUUCCUCAACAAUGUUUCUACCAGAGCGAGACCUAUCCGUGCGGUCUCGGCAUCUCAUGUUGGAUGCAGGGAAAGAGACCGCUCGACCUCUGCAACGGAGGCAUCCUUUGGAGCUGUUGUAUACCCAACGAAGUGCCCCUCAACACCACCUCAUCCAAUGUCACCACAUCCGAGCCCAUCAAUGAGCCGGAAUGCGGGAAAAUAUACUUCAAUAGAGGGCCGAAAAUAGUUGGCGGAGAAAACGCCCGCUUCGGUCACAAUCCAUGGCAGGCGGCUAUUGUUAAGCAACAGUACUUUAAUCAGAAGAUCUCGUGUGGCGGGGCUUUGAUUAAGAACCGUUGGAUUGUAACGGCAGCCCAUUGUGUCUACAAAACUCCAGCUAAUAACCUGCGCGUAAGGCUCGGCGACUACAACUUGAGGGCUCAUACGGAACAGUUGGCACACGAAGAAUACGGGGUUCGCCGGAAAGUGGUUAACGAGGCAUACAAUCCGGCCACUUAUCAAAACGAUAUCGCACUUCUUGAGCUCAGCGAACAAAUCGCUUUCAGGGAACAUAUUAUUCCCAUUUGUUUGCCUCAAAAGGGUCAAAACUUUACGGGCGAGAAGGCGACGGCCACGGGUUGGGGUCGCACUCAAUACGGCAUCUCGACGUCGCCCGGAGUCCUACAGAAGGUUGACGUAGAAGUGCUCGAUUCGGAUGAGUGCCAGAAGUGGAUGAAGAGUGUCGGCCGACGGGAAAGCAUAUUCCCGAAUAUGAUGUGCGCCGGAUAUAAGGACGGGGGAAAGGACUCGUGUCAGGGAGACUCUGGCAGUCCUCUAAGUCUGAAAGAAGAGGGCAAAACAACUCUCAUUGGACUCGUGUCUUGGGGGGUUGGCUGUGCGCGCCCUAACCUUCCUGGCGUUUAUACCCGUAUAUCAGAGUUUGUCGAUUGGAUCCAAAUUCACACCUCAUCCACUGAUAAGCAAACCGAUCGCUUCACCACUAGUUCUAAACGAAAUGGUAAUAAUCAAAAAGUGAAACACAAGUCUCUGGUUGUACUGUAUUUCGUAGGAAUGAGUUACUGGUGGUUGAGGUCACGAUCGGAUCGGGAGUUGAAGCACAGGUGGAGUUUGGGAUACGAGUCGCACAAGAAUCCAUUAACGGAGCGAAUAGUGGGUGGAAACAGUUCUCAGCCGGGAGAAUGGCCCUGGCAGGUAUCAAUCAGAUUAACACAUCCUCAAGCGGGUAAAGUCGGACACUGGUGUGGAGAUUGUAAUCUACGAUAUAAUUAA